AUGUUGGCCUCUAGUCGCCCCCCUGCGCUGGUGCACCCUGGAGCUAGGCGAUCCCCCGCGGUCGUCGUCCGUGCAGCAGCAUCAACUGGCACUGCUGCGCCUGCGGCAGCGAUCGAUGCACUCAAGAGGGGCGUCGCGCAGCCCGGCAGCGUCCCGGCGCCCGCCAUGCUGUCCGCCAUGCUGGAGCUGGAGCGGGCCAAGCUGAGCCCAGAGCCCUGGCUGGCUUCGAUCGAGGCCCCACGGGCGCGCUGGCGGCUGAUAUUUACGGCUGACUCGAAGCAGGUGCAGGCGGGCCAGAAGAAGCAGCCCAGCAAGGGCGGCAUAUUCUUCCCCAUCCCUGCUGUCCAGAAAUUCGACCCUGUAACAAAGGACUUUGAAAACGGCGUCUUCCUGGGCCCCAUCGCCUCCCUCACAUUCAACGGCCCCUACACCAUGGCUGGCCGCCAGCUCAGCUUCGACGUGCGCAGCAUGAACAUUGGGCUGGGGCCGUGGCGCUGGAGCAUCGCGCUCAAGAAGGACGCCAAGCCGCUGGACCAGCUGCCAGACUCCGAGCGCAAGGCGCUGCCUUUCUUCCUGUAUGCCUAUGCUGAUGGUGACAUCAUCGUGGCGCGCGGGCGGAGCGGCGGCCUGGCGGUCUGGACCCGCACGACUGCCGAGUGGGAGAUGAACGCUGGGGUUGCGCAGGUGUACAAGUGA
Molecule: messenger RNA, 696 nt
Organism: Monoraphidium neglectum
Lineage: Eukaryota; Viridiplantae; Chlorophyta; Chlorophyceae; Sphaeropleales; Selenastraceae
Exons: 6
Coding region: 1-696 (231 amino acids)
Source: RefSeq, a predicted model, not a curated record